Messenger RNA from Danio rerio (zebrafish), 11977 nucleotides. The record is from RefSeq and is a predicted model, not a curated record. NCBI's taxonomy places the organism in Eukaryota, Metazoa, Chordata, Actinopteri, Cypriniformes, Danionidae.
UGUAUGUGUGUGUGUGUGAGUGAGACAGCAGAGGUUGUGUAUUGCUGCUGAUGAGAGAGGGAGACAGAUAUAACAGAAACAUCAUCCGUUGAUUAAACAAAACAACAGCAACAGGAGUUCGCUAGCUCAUCUAAAACCGCGGAUGUCAGAUUAACGGAUAAAUCGCCGCCGAGGGAUUGAGAUAAAAGAGCAUCGCGCUUUAUUCGCGGGAUUAUCGGUGGUCUUCAUCCCGCUAACAGGCUAAUAACAAGCGCAGGUGGAUGACUCGCGAGACUCGACCUGGAUUUUGGCCUGUUUUUAAGAAAGAUGAAUUGAGGAAUAACACAUUCACGUCAAACCAAAUUGAAGGAUUUAAUCGACUCUGAAGAGAAAUCGGAAACAUCAUAAAUGUCUUUUUUUUUUAGGGGAAAUCAAAUGAGAAGGGGUCGUGUGGGCCAGCUAGUCGGCUAUUAGGUUUACCUCAGAUGUGUAGGCUGUUGAUGCUAACCGCACUGGAACAAUCUAUCAUUUAAGGGUUUUUUUUUAGUAUGGAACAAUGACAGCUGUUUAAAAAUAGUCUGCUGUGUUUAACAUAUGAAAAAGAGAGAUAUGUUAAGCUUUGUUUACUCAGAUUGCUCGGCAAUCUGGUUAAUCUGAGUAAAACGUUUGAAAUAACUGCCUCGUAAUAGGAUAAACUGUGUAUAAAGAGAGUUUAAACAUUAUAACCAGAUUUGAAUACUUAGUAGUUUAUUCCAGGGAAGUGUCAAGCCUCUUAUAAAUGAUUUACUUGAUGUUUUUGUAGCACUAGCAAGUUAAAGAUUACAAGUUAAAUCAACCCAAAUGAAAUUUGUGUGAUAUUUGCAAUUAUACAGCUCUUUAUUCUAUGAAAUGUCCUACAUGGUGUAUUUUUCAUUAACAACAUUAACAAGAAGUAACCUGAAAUACUGAGGUAAUCCAGUUAAAUUGGAUGGGAGUGACCAUGCUUUUGAGAACACUUGUGUUAAAUGGAUUAGAUGAAUGCAAAACAGGGAAGUAAACUCAACUUUUAUUUAUGGAGAGGUUUGCAUAUUGGGAGAAAAAAAGUAUCGCAGCUCGCAUGGAGCUGAGCUGCAACAGUGAAACCUUAUCCUUGUGUCCGCAAAUGUAAACAGUAGUUGAUCAUUUACAGGGAGGUGGACGCUUACGCAUGGGUCUCGACAAGGAUAUUUCUUUUGGUGCGUAUGCUGGAAGAGGUCACCAAUUGCUUUUGAAUUCCGAACAUUAUUACCUUGUGGGAUCAUAACAAAGGACUGGAAUUUCUGGAAUAUUUCCAUUUAACAGAGAGAGCUCGUCUUUUCAAUGGAGCAAGUUCUCUCCAGCCCCCAGGGGUGUUCUGAGUGGGAGGUAAACGGAAAAACGGAGUGGGAAUCCGAUCAGAAUCCUCUGGGAUUUCUCCUUGUGGAUAAAGAGAACAGUUCUGUUGCAGAUCCUACUAAUGAAAUUUUUCAGGAGAAUGCCAUAAACCUAGAUGACUUAUUUUGGGCGUCUCAGACGUAUUCCUGGGAAAAUGGUUUGGAUUGUGUUUAUCCUGAAUGGAAGGCUCAGCCUCCUCCUUCCCAAGAUCUCAAAGGAGAUGGUAAUUCUGGAAUUUCACAACUUGUUGAAGGAGAUCUCAUCUGUUUUAAUUCUAGAUCUGCAAGUCCUUCGUUGGCGGACAGACCAGUGCAGGACAACAACCUUUAUGACCAUGCUGAACAGGUGGAGGUUACUGCCACUUCAAGCACUUUAAAUGUGUGCACAGGUGAGCUGGGCAUUAACGCCCCCACCCUUCACACUGACAAAACAUUAUUACAAGACACACACCUUAUGCUUGAAGAGUCGCAUUUAACAAACUGUGAGUUCAGUUGUAAUUCUGGUGUGGAAAACGAAAGUCAGAACUUCCUUUCACAUGGGACUCGUAACAUCCUGGAAUCUGAAGGUUUGUUUGCAGUUUCUCCUGUGGAGGUGUCUUGUGUGGAUACAAACUCAAAUCCCAAGCCUACAAUUGUUUGUCAGACACCUCCUUUGGCAUCUGAACACAUCUACCUCUCAUCCUCAGCCCUUCCCUGUGAGCCUGUCUUUCCGAUGACAUGCACAAAGCCACAUGUUCCGCCAUAUCACGCGGGUAGUGCAACACUUCCAAUGGAUGAGGUAGAGAUGAUGUUACCCAAACUUCAAGGUGGAGAAGGGGAGAGUAGUAAACCUUCAGCUAAUAACAGGACCCUUGAGCCCCAAAGGCUAGAUGCUAACACGGACACAACACAUCUAUCAGUGUGUCCAUUAGGAGAGUCUGACAUAUCACCUGAACAUUGUGAGGAAAUGCUGCAUGAGUUGUCAACAAAAUGCACAGUGGAAAUGGUUGAAGAGGAGGUAAAUAAGAAGUCUGUGUCAAGCAACACAACUAAUACUGCUUUUUCCAAACCCAAAACAGAACUUUGUGAAGAAUUGUCAGGAUGCACAUUAGGUGUAUUAUUGGAAACAGUCAGUGGAGACGUAAAGGAGGAAGCUGCGUCGGACUCUAGAACUGAUCAUGUUUUUCCUGAAACUCAAACAGAUCUCGCACCAGUUGCUUUAAUCGAUUCACAAGCAGAAGAUCCUUCAACUGAAAGCUUACCUAGGAAAAAUGGACAAGAGGAGUCCAAAUCAGCCUUACCGGUCAGCACACCUGAGCAUAAUGCCUUAUUUGAGCUCUCAUCAGGAAAUGUCGUGUUACCUGAGGACCACAGCCAGUCAACAUUCUCAGCUCAGACUCAAGCCUUAUCUGAGGUCGACCACGAUGGAGACCUUACUCCUGAUGGCAUGUUAACAGACAACAUUGUUUGCGAAGCCGUGACAUCUAUAGACUCUGUAAUUCUAUCUCUAACAGAUUCAUUUGAACUCCCAAAACUGUCUGACUGUGAUUUAAGUUCACAUGAUUUUGAAUCCCAUGCACUUACACUUGAAAUUCAGAAUAAUGUGACAUGCGUUCAGACAGGCAGCGUUGACAAUAACCCUGAGGAAAUGGUGAAACUCUACUCAAUAAAAACAGAUAAUACAGAGAUUCCAGACACACUCAUGGAUUUAGAAAUCUCGGAUUUACAUCAAAAUCAACAAGAUUUAAAAAGCAAGUCUGACUAUUUGCUGAAUGAUUUACUCCAUGACAACAAUCAGGAACCAAAUGCAAAAACUGACGCCUGUCAGGAACAAAUCAGUGCUCAAAACAAUGAAAACACACUUGUUGAAGAUCUCGCUCUUGUGGACCAACGGAAUGACUCUUUGACCACGAAAUCAAGUGCAAUUGCAUUCGAAAAUAAAUCUGAAAAAAAUCUAACCAGUCACGAUAUGGUGCAGAAUGUCGAAGCCAAACAUCCAACAGAUUCAUUUGAACUGUCAAAACUGGUGGACUGUGAUGCAAAUUCACAUGAUUUUGAAUCUGAUGCACUUGCACUUGAAUUUCAGAAUAAUCUAACAUUUAUUCAGACAGGCAACGUUGACGAUAACCCUAAGGCAAUGGAAAAAGAGAUUCCAGACACACUAACAGAUUUAGAGAUAUCAGAUUCACAUCAAAAUCACCAAGCAACUGAUUUAGGAAGUCAGUCGGAAUAUUUGCAGAAUGAUUUACUCCAUGACAAGAAUCUGGAACCAAGAACUAAUGCCUGUCAGGAACAAAUCGGUGCUCAAAACAAAGAAAACCCACUUGUGGAAGAUCUCGCUCUUGUGGACCAACUGAACGACUCUUUGACUGCAAUAUCAAGUGCAAUUGCAUUCGAAAAUAAAUCUGAAGGAAAUUUACUAAGUCAUGAUACACUGCAGAAUGUCGAAGCCAAACCUCAAACAGAUUCAUUUGAAACCACAAAACUGGUGGACUGUGAAGCAAAUUCACAUGAUUUUGAAUCCGAUGCACUUGCACUUGAGUUUCACCAUAAUCUAACAUGUAUUCAGACAGGCAGCAUUGACAAUAACCCUAAGGCAAUGGAAAAAGAGAUUUCAGACACUCUUACAGAUUUAAUACUCUCAGAUUUCCAUCAAAAUCAACAAGCAACCAAUUUAAAAAGUCAGUCGGAAUAUUUGCAGAAUGAUUUACUCCAUGACAACAAUCAGGAACCAGGAACUGACGCCUGUCAAGUACAAAUCAGUGCUCAAAACAAAGAAAACUUUGUGGAAGAUCUCGCUCUCGUGGACCAACUGAAUGACUCUUUGACCAUGAAAUCAAGUGCAAUUGCAUUCGAAAAUAAAUCUGAAGAAAAUUAUGAUACACUGCAGAAUAUCGAAGCAAAACCUCGAACAGAUUCAUUUGAAAUUACAAAACUAGUCAACUGUGAUGCAAAUUCACAUGAUUUUGAAUCCGAUGCACUUACACUUGAGUUUCAGCAUAAUCCAACAUGUAUUCAGACCGACAACGUUGACGAUAACCCUGAGGCAACGGAUAAACAGCACUCAAAAACAAUAGAUCACACAGAGAUUCUAGACACACAAAUGGAUUUGGAUAUCUCAGAUUUACACCAAAAUCAACUAGAAACCCGUUUAAAAAGUCAGUCAGACUAUUUGCAGACUGAUUUAGUCCAUGACAACAAUCAAAAGCCAAAAACUGAUGCCUGUCAGGAACAAAGCAAUGCUCAAAACAAUGCGAACCCACUUGUGGAAGAUCUCGCUCUUGUGAACCCCCUCACUGACUCUUUGACUGUGAAAUCAAGUGCAAUUGCAUUCGAUAAUAAAUCUGAAGAAAAUAUACCAAGUCAUGAAACGCUGCAGGAUGUUGAAGCCAAACCUCACAGUGUGACUUUACAGGGAGGGGAGAGAUCAGAUUGCAGGUCACCAACUCGGAAUCAAGUCAUACCUCAUUGUGCAAGUAAUCCUGAUUCUUUAGAGUCCACUCCCUUUACCUGUACAGAUAAUCAGCUGACCGUGACGGGUGGACUCGCUGGGCUGGAUCUCACAGAGACUACUAGCCAAUCAGGUGAAGCUUCAGGCGAGGGGGAGGCGGGGCUUCCUGUUCUGCCUACACAUCAGGAGGAUUUCCAUCAACUGACACCAUCAGAGAUAAACCUAGCACAAGAGCAACAAGUGAGCUCAGUCGUCCCCAGCUCUCCUCCCUCACACAGAGAUGUCUUUCCCUGUGGAGCCAGCCUGGAUGGAGAGGCCUACCUGACCUUGAUGGAGAACAAUCCUGAUACUCUCAAACAUGCAGAAAUGACUCUAGAUCUGUGCAAGGCCUCAGACGCUCUGCCGACCAAAUCGCUCCAAAUUGCGCCUGUGGAUUUGAUUCAUGUGCCUAUAGUUUCCGCAACAGCCCCUAGAAGUGAGGAGCAGUCUGCUCUCAGAGCAGUUUUCCAGGCUUUGGAUCAGGACGGAGAUGGAUUUGUUCAUAUUGAGGAGUUUAUUGAGUUCGCAAAAGCCUACGGAGCCGAACAGGUGAAGGAUCUGACGCGGUUCUUGGAUCCCAGCGGUCUGGGUGUGAUCAGUUUUGAGGAUUUCCACAGAGGCAUCAGUGCAAUCAGCAAUGAAGGCUCUGAUCCAGAGCUCUACAAGACUCAUCUCAGCGCAGUGGAAGCCAGUGGACCUCCAGAGGAAUAUGACGAGCAGGCGGAGGUCUCUGACAGCGCUUAUCUGGGUUCAGAGAGUGCCUACAGCGAGUGUGAAACCUUCACAGACGAGGACACGACGGCUCUCGUCCAUCCAGAGCUUCAUGAAGAUGUGGAGACAGACAGCGGCAUUGAAAACACACUCACAGAUGGAGACGACCGCAACAGGUUCACGUUGGGCUCUGAUUUGAAUGGCCACACCGUGGUGGCUGUGAUUGGAGGAGAGGAGGAGCACUUUGAAGAUUUCGGCGAGAGCAACAACACCUCAGAUCUGCUGCUGGCCAAUCAGGAGGAGGGAAGGGUGAGGCCAGACGGGGAGGGAGAUGCAGAGCCACUCCCACACUCAGACAGCCCACUGCCCCACCCACUGAUGCUGCUCUCUCCAAGCCCCAGCUCUUUUCCCGCUAGCUUCCAGAAUUUCCUUCAGUCGGAGGCGCUGGAGUUUUUCUGCACUCACUGUCAUAAGCAGAUAAGUCGUCUGGAGGAUCUGUCCACGCGACUGCAGCUGCUAGAGAUGAAUAGCUCCAGCAAGAGGCUGUCCAGUAAGAAAGCUGCAAGACACUUACAGCAGUCCAACAACCUGGAUGUCAUGGGAGAUCUGACUCAAGACAUUUUGGACCUGGCCGAUCGUGACAUCACAGACAAGGUGUUGCUGCUGGAGAAGCGCGUAUGUGAGCUGGAGAAGGACUCGCUGGAGAGUGAAGAGCAACAUGCACGCUUGCGCCAGGAAAACCUCACUCUCGUGCAUCGCGCAAACGCUCUGGAGGAGCAGCUGAAGGAGCAGGAGCUGCGCACCGAGGAGGACUUACUCGCUCAAACCCGAAAACACAGAGAUGCACUUAACAAACUCCAGCGGGAGAGAGAUCUGGAGAUCGAGAACCUCCAGGCCAGGUUGCAUCAGUUGGAUGAGGAGAACAGCGAGCUGAGGUCAUGUGUUCCCUGUCUGAGGGCCAACAUCGAGAGACUGGAAGAGGAAAAGAGGAAGCUUCAGGACGAGGCAGACGACAUCACACAGCGCCUAAAUGAAGAAAGCGAAUCACGCAGGAAAAUGUCCGACAAGCUGAGCCAUGAACGACACACCAACCAGAAGGAGAAAGAGUGCACUCAGGGGUUGAUAGAGGACUUGAGAAAGCAGCUGGAACACCUGCAGCUGUUCAAGUUGGAGACUGAAGCGAGAAGAGGCCGAUCUUCCAGCAACGGCCUGCAAGAAUACAACACACACAUGAGAGAGAACGAACUGGAGCAGGAGAUACGCAGACUCAAACAGGAUAACCGCAGUCUGAAGGAGCAGAACGAUGAGCUCAACGGUCAGAUCAUCAACCUGAGCAUCCAGGGAGCGAAGAGCCUUUUUACAGAGUCUCUGUCCGAAUCACUCGCUGCCGAGAUCAACAACGUCUCCCGCGCUGAGCUGAUGGAGGCCAUCCACAAACAGGAGGAGAUCAACUUCCGUCUGCAGGACUACAUCGACCGCAUCAUCGUCGCCAUCAUGGAGUCCAACCCCUCCAUCCUGGAAGUCAAAUAAUCCCAUCUAUGAACUAAAACAGGAGGCGAGAGGAGACCACCAAUUCAAUCACGAUGUUGAUCAGAUUAUUUAAUGAUUCGCCUUGUAUGGAUGUGUGUGUGUGUGUUGGUUUUGGUGGUUUACGAGGACACAAAUUUGUUUAACCCUAACCCUAACCCUAACCCUAAGUUGUUGCAAACAAUUUAUAUAAGCUGAACAAACACAUUAAGUUACUAAAUUGAAUUAGUUUGUUUAAAUUCAGCCCAUAUAAAUUGUUUACAACCUUAAAUAAAGUAAAUCCAAAUAAUAAUUUUUUUCUGCGGGUCCAUGUAAUUGAAAACUCUUAAAAGUCAUAUUUACAUGGUCUUUUCACUUUUAAAAUUUGCCACGGGUUUCUUGUGAGGGUUGGGUUUAGAGGUAAGGCCAUAUUAUCAUACCUGCCCACACUCCCGUUUUUCCCAGGAGUCUCCCGUAUUUCAGACCCAUCUCCCAUCGCCCUCCUGUUUUGUUAUUUGUCCUGGAUAACUUAAUUGGGAAAAUUCCACCCUCCUCCCUCCAGUCCUCAACCCCCGGGUUGCAACUUUGGUAUAGUAUCCAAUUGCCACGACCGCUUGGUACCUGACCUAUAGUACAAUUAGUUACUAACACCACAAACAUCAGCACCCCCCCACGUUUCUCAACUGUCGAGCGCACACAUAUGCUCUGGCGCAAUGUUCACAAUGCCCUUGCCCUGGCUGACGCUGAUGUUGACGCUCUCAAAAAUGUAACUACACAUCACAACGACACAUAUCGUAAGCUCUGUGAUUGGUUUGCUUGAUAGCUGUGACCAGUGUGGGCAGGACCAAGGGCCGGCCAAACCCAUUGUAGCAACUGUUUACAAGUGUCAAUCCCGUGAAGUAGCUCUAGAUGGAAACUGUUGUGUUUUACCUUAUGAUUAAGGUUGUUGCUAGUCCAACGGUUCCCGCCUCAGAAUGACCGAGAUUUAGCUACUUUUACAUUAAGGUAGCGUUUAGAAAAACAAAACACCCGCAUAGAAACUCAACACAGAGGAACAUAAACACCUACUGCCAGCUAGCGUUUCAGAAGUGUUAUUGCUGAUCAACACAAACAGCUCGCAGGUGUUUAUGUUCCUCUGUGUCGAGUUUCUUCAUGGGUGUUUUGGUUUUCUGAACGCUGCCUUCAUGUAGGAGUAGCUAAAACUCGCUCAUUUUGAGGCGGGAACCAGCGGAUGUGCAACAACCCUUAAUCAAGUAGUGUUUCCUCUAGGAUGUUUUUCCAGCUGUGGCGGCAGGACUUUUUUAAACAGAUCUACCAACUACCUGUGGCGUUAUUUUAAUGACUAAUGUCAUGAGCUCAGUAUUAAGUUGAGAUCGCAUUUAUUUAAUAGCCCACGAGCAUGCGAAUCUCUUUGCUUGCGCGCCGAUUUCCUCUGCUCGUGCACAAACCUUCUUGCACGCCCCCUUAAAUAUAUACGCAGCUCAAGCACAGAUCUUCUUGUGCGCUCUCGAAUAAACGCUGCUGAAGUGUGAUUUAGUGCGUUUAUGUAACCAGUAUGUCUCCAGCAUUUGUUAGAUUUGCUAGGAAUAUUUAUGAAUGCCUCUAAUAGACCUACAGAGCGAUAUUAAUGUGUCCUGAAGUAAAGUGAAACGGCUAUACGUCGUGUUUGCUGGCCUCACGCACCUGUCAGUCAGCCAGUCAGUCAGUACGUAACCUUAAAGGGUUAAACAAAUAUCGCACGCACAGCACAGCACUGUAACUAUGGUUACAAAAACGUUCACGCUGUUAUAAUUCGCUUGCCUUUGAAUACAUUUUGGUGCGAUUAUCACCCACUAUUUAAAAAAAAAAAAAACACGACUGAAUGUUUUAACGAAAAGCUAUAAUGUAGCCGUGGCGGGAUCAAUUUUGGCGUGGCGCCCCGCCAUGGAAGAAUGAAUGUAGCGGAAACCAUGAUAAGGUAAACACAGCACAAAAGUUCUCAUCUGGAGCUCCUCCACCGGACUCGACACUUGUAAACAGUCACUCCAUCGGGUUUGCGGCUCUCAACUAGGCAUGGGCCAGUAUAAGGUUCUAACGGUAUGAUAACCUUGAUAAAAAAUAUCACGGGUUCACAGUAUUGUGAUUACUGCUUUAAAAUAUAUUCUUUAAAAAACAAGUUAAAAAACAAUUUUUUUUUUUCGUUUUGAACAAAAUAUCUGUUUUAAAUCACAUAGUUCCAUAUUUAAUACUACGAUAAAAACAGCAUGCGAGGAGUACCCAGAUAACCUACUACUUCCAGCGAGAUUCUGAAGUGCGCAUUGCUACGCUAUCCCUUGAUGCACCGCAAGAGAAUUCACGAAUGGAAGUCAAGCGGGUAUGUCACGUGAUAAUGACAAAAUGACAUUCGUAGUACGUCCUAGCUCAUUCAUGCUACUCACAUUCAUACUGUAAAGAACGUCCUAAAAGUUUCUAACAGUCGAGUAGUGAAUUCAAAUUUAAAUGCAGUACCUACUGAGUAGCAGGCGAUUUCGGACGCAGCCAAUAUGUUUUAUUUUGAGAAACAUUUAAAAUAUUUUGGAGCAGUAAACAUGUCUGGCUACAUCAUAUAAGUUAAUCUUUGACUUCCGCUAUCUACAUUAGUUUCAAAAACACAAAUUUAUUUACAAUUAAAUACGGCAUAUUUGGAUAUCUUUUCGGCUGGAGAUACUGUUUGUGCUAAAAAAGUAAAAAAAAAUCUUACAUAUACCUUAGGAACGGUUUUACAGAAAAGUUUGGUGGUUUUAAAACCUUGACUUUUCCAAUCCACGGUAUAGCUUGAAAAUGGUUCUCGUCCCAUGCCUACGCUCAUCAAACUGACCAAUAACAGUGCUUGCGCUACGCAUCGUUGCGAUGUGUAGUUACAAUUUUUUAAAGGUGCACGUCAGUGUUGGCUAUGCGACCGUGCGAAGGCUGCACCAGACCAUACGCAUGCGCUUGACGCAGAAGUAUAAACAAAGACUCUAGAAUACACAAGACAAGUCACUCGUAUAGUUUUGAAUGGGGAAAAGUGUAACGAUCAUAUGGUGAAUGAAGCCCCGCCUUCUAAUACAGGAGCCAAUCAGCGAUCACUAUAGACUGAAGGUUCUCCAGGGGAGGGGCUUGAACCAGAUGUCAAUUUCGUGAUCCGAACGUAAAGAAAUGAAACCAAACAGACAGUUGAUGUUUGAUUGAUGUUUCCUUAUAUGAAAUGUGAUCGUAAGCUUGGCAAACCGUUUUGGAGAAUUUGAUGUUUCCCCAUUGAAACAGAAUGCCUGAGAGGCAUUUUAAAGAUGGCCGCCGAGUGAAAUGACUUGCCUUAAGGGGACUUUGGUAUAAAUCAGCCUUUAUUUAAUGCAGAAGUAUAAAACAGCCUUUACUCAGACAAACUAUUUCCCAUCACCCUCCUCCCCCUAUCUCCCUCCCAUUCUCCCAGAAUUUCAGAGACAAAUGUUGGCAGGUACGCCUAUUAUAAGUGGCUUUUACAGUAUGAAACGCAUUACGCCUAUGGAGAGUCCUUAUAAAUCACCAAAACUAGUGUGUGUGUGUGUGGGAUCUACCUGUCUUUUGGUUCCUGUGACUUCCCUGUGUUUUGGGAUUGAGGUGCCCAUUCCUUCUAUGCGUGUUGUGUGUGUGUGUGUGUUCACAAUUCAUCCAAUGAAUUUUGAGUGUAAACGAGUUACCAGUGUAUUUCUGGGUAACGCAGUCACACCGUUAGCCCAUGUGAGGGACAUUUGCUGACCUGAGGGUUGAGCGUGUGCAUAUAUUUUAGCUCGUAAAUGAGUUUGGUUAGUCACUUUCGCUUGUUUUUCAUAUUUAUUACGAUGACGCAGAACGCAAAGGGUCAUUACAGGCCGACGCCCAUCAGAAUUGUGGGUCAAGGCAAAUGAUCCUGCGUGAUCACUCGCUGAGGAUUUUCGUCUGUCGCCUCCUGGCCUGGAUUUAUGUGCAAAUCUCACUGGAAAUGUUCAUUGCACUCUGAUUUAAUUACUCUGAGAAACUAUUGUUUGCUAUUUAAAUAAAAUGAAAAUCAUAGACACUCAAGCACUGAAGGGAAGCAGACGCAAAACCUUUAAACGUGCUUUUUUCUGCGCUUCAUCUCUCUCUGAUGUAAAUAUCGCUUCAUUUGUUUAUUCGUUCAGAAUUUUAAUGAACAAAGUGUUUAAUUUCGUCUUCCACUCGACUGACCUCUUCUUUUCCGUGGACUUUCCUCUCAUCUCAGACGAUGUUUGAUUUUCUCUUCGACUUUUUCAUUUUGAAACGAGUUUGAAACUCAAUCCUUCCUCUUUUUUUGGAUUAUGGCUCUCUUCACAAUCUCCUUUCCUAUUUGUUUUUUUAUCGCGUCCGAUCAGUUCCUGAUGAUCAUUUGAGGACAUUUCUGCAGUCUUCACAGCGAUGGCCCUGCUGUCGCAUGUAUACGGCUGUUUUAGAGCUACUGUAAUUACACUGAUGGACAUUAAAAUGCAGGAAAAGCGUGGCUUCUGUGAACUUCCGCCGACUGUCUUGUCCCUUUAUUUCCUUAUGGAGCCGAUAAGGGAAUCUGACCUGACUUGAUCUGAUGCUAAACAGCUAGAUGAUUAAAACAUUUCCAGUGUCCAAAGAACAUUUCACCGCUUAGGAGGAGUUCUGCUUGCCACUUAGACUUUAAAAGGCUAAUAAUAGUUAUAAAUACAUGUUAAUAAAAGAAAACGGACUCCUUUAUGAAGGAUACAAUUGUAUAAAGGAUGUUUAAUUGUUAAGGUUACUGUAUAAAUGAAAAGAUAUCAGUAUUGUCUUCUGUUGAAUGUUUUGCUUUUCUUUUUCGAAGAUGCCCCCUCCUAAGAUGUAUCUUUUACUGUUCGGGGUCUUAUAGAUUUUCAGAUAAUUGUAUGAAGGUUAAAAGAAAAGUGAAAAUAAAAUUAGUCACCAAUAAAUUAAGUAAAAUACC